Drosophila kikkawai is the source of this 654-nucleotide messenger RNA. RefSeq lists its product as uncharacterized. The record is from RefSeq and is a predicted model, not a curated record. Lineage: Eukaryota; Metazoa; Arthropoda; Insecta; Diptera; Drosophilidae.
AGACCAGCUUUUGCAUUCAUUUCCUACAUUUCACUCUAAAAACAACACACAACUUUUUUACUAAACCAGAUUUUCCUUAUUUGGCUACCAAAAAAUUUUAAUAAACUUCCAGAAAGAGCUAUAAACAGUUCUUAAAGUUAAAGGUUAAAAUUAUUCUCUCAGAUUGUCUGGCAUUCAAAAAUUUAAGUAAACUUUUGUCUUCAUCGAAUUUUUCACAAAAUGUUGCGUCUGGUGAAGAGAAAUUUCAUAGCACAAGCCCAGCAAAUGACUCGUGCUCUAGUCUGCGAUUCUCAUUCCUUAUGGGCCAAGCACUCGAUUGCACCGCCGGGCCAGAACUUGGCAGAGUCUGUAACCAAACGGGAGACUUUUUUGGUAGACCUCUGUGACCGCUUCCCCAAGAGCCUGCCAGAGUUGCCAAAGCCAAAACCCCGCAAGUUCCACAAUUUGUUGAUCCAGCGUAAGCUCGUUGAUGCCUCGCGUCUGCAGUUCGUUCAGGAGCGAUACCAGCAGUUCCUAGACGAGGUAAAGGAGCGCCAGCAGAGUGCCAAGCCGUUUAUAACCCGGGAAAGCCUGCACUCGGGACGCUGGAAGAUCAUUUAGGAUGACACAUUGCAACACACACGAAAGAAGAAAUAUAGAGUCUAGGAUUCUGUA